AUGUCUGAAAGUGCUCCUCUCUACGGAAAGCCUCGCAAGGUUCAAAUUAUCCCCUCAGUCCUUCCAGCUGACUUUGGGAAAUUGGGUGCCGACUGCAAAAAGAUGGAAGAUGCUGGCUGUGACAGAAUCCAGUUUGAUGUGAUGGAUGGCAACUUUGUUCCAAAUCUGACAUUCGGUCCUGAUACCAUUCGCUGGUGUCGUCAAUACACCAAACUCCCUUUUGAAACACAACUCAUGGUCAGUGAACGUUGUACUGACGCCAUGCUGGAUACCUUCACCGAAGUUUCCAAAGGUCCAAAUGGAGAGCCAGGUGUUGUUAUCGUCCAUGUGGAAGCAUGCACCCAUUUGCACCGCAACCUUACCAAGAUUCGUGCCGCUGGUGGAUCCCCAUCAGUCGCCCUGAACCCUCACACACCUGCGGAAAUGAUUGAGAAUGUCUUGGAUUUGGUCGAUCAUGUCUUGGUCAUGACUGUAAACCCUGGAUUCGGGGGGCAAAAAUAUAUUCCCACCAUGACUGACAAGGUCCGAAAGAUUCGAAAGUGGAUUGUUGACCGAAACUUGGAUGUUGAUAUUGAAGUGGAUGGGGGAAUUAAGGCUACCAAGGAAACUAUUGGAGAAUGUGCAAGAGCUGGAGCCAACUGUUUUAUUGCUGGAUCUGGUCUUUUUGCUUUUGACGACAUGUCAGAAGGUGUCAAGAAGCUGACGGCGAUGGCAUUGGAAGGGCAAGGUGUUGCACCAUAA
Messenger RNA from Cylindrotheca closterium, 741 nucleotides. NCBI's taxonomy places the organism in Eukaryota, Bacillariophyta, Bacillariophyceae, Bacillariales, Bacillariaceae. The record is from the annotation of a GenBank genome assembly.